AAGGUGAUUACUUGCCGUCGCCCGGUGAUUGCCGAGCAUCUCCAAUGGGGGGGGGGAGGACUGUUUGUAAACAAAACAGUUCUCUCCCCUGUCAGCUCCUGCACACUGCUUUGCAUGGCUGUGCAUACCAAAGCCAAUGAAGCACAAACACAGCAAAGUAUGUAAAACAGCACACAGUUAACCCUUUGAUUGCCCCAGAUGUUAACCUCUUCCUGCCCAGUGCCAUUAGUACAGUGUCAAUGCUUUUUUAUUAGCACUGAUCACUGUAUUGGUGUCACUGGGGAUGUCAGUGACACCAAGUCAGUUCCCCCCAGUGUCAGAAUGCCCGCCACAGUCCCGC
Messenger RNA from Staurois parvus, 340 nucleotides. NCBI's taxonomy places the organism in Eukaryota, Metazoa, Chordata, Amphibia, Anura, Ranidae. The record is from the annotation of a GenBank genome assembly.